Messenger RNA from Metarhizium brunneum ARSEF 3297, 3039 nucleotides. It is a transcript of the gene ATAD1, whose product is annotated as ATPase family AAA domain-containing protein 1. NCBI's taxonomy places the organism in Eukaryota, Fungi, Ascomycota, Sordariomycetes, Hypocreales, Clavicipitaceae. Gene Ontology annotation, molecular function: ATP binding; ATP hydrolysis activity. Gene Ontology annotation, cellular component: mitochondrial outer membrane. The record is from RefSeq and is a predicted model, not a curated record.
AUGCAGACCCCUAUUCUAAAAGCUCUACCUGCGACCAUCGUGGUGACGGCUAGAGCCUCUCGGGCACCAUCUUUGCGAGCCUUUCAUUCGACCCCUCAUCGUCGCAGCGGGAAUGGCUCUGUGCCCGGGGGCAAGCCGUCCGAUGACUCCAUCACAGAACACGACAAUGAACCCGAGCUGCAACCUGCCACCGAGACCACCGGUGGUCGUGCGAGAAACCAGACACCUGGUGCUUUGAAGAACCGCCUGGCUCGCCGACGAGCAGCCUCCGCUCUGCCGCCUGUCGAGCUGCCAUCCAGCUUUCUCAAUAACAACGUAUCCCUUUACUCGGUCGAGAGGCUACCGCGGCUGCCGGUGGCGCUUGUUGAAGAUGCCACGCGCGAAAAGACGUCGCGUCUCUUCCAAGGUCAUACGUCCUUGUCAAGACAGAAGCACCAAACCUUGCAGUCGUAUUUCGAUACUGCUCUCACCACCUUACUGCUGAGAGAUUGUGAACUUGCAAUGGACUUUGAGCGCUCCAAAGCUCACGAUAAAGGCCGCCACUGGAACACAUCCGCCUCCAUUCAGUCUGUGGUUCGUAUUUGGGACAUGAUCCUCGAUUCUGCGUGGCACAUUGUCGAUUGUAUCUAUCCGGCGAGGCAACCCGAGUAUACGUACAAAGUGCGGCCGUUUUGGUGGUGGGACAUAUACAAGCAUCUCGAUCAGCGCACCCAAAACUCUCGAGACCAACUUCUCGCCCUCACUCUUUCCCUGGACGAACGACUUGGCCACGCGGAGCAACUUGCUUACCCCUUAUCUCAUGCCGUUGCGGACCUACCAGUAGAUACCCUCUUGUCUAUACAUCAUGCAGUCAAGCGCGAUCUACAAGCGUUGCCACCAACAGUCUUCGACGCAAAAUCUAGCAAGCGCCCAAUAACCAUUCUCUCAAUGUCUGGAUAUGGGGGCAAGUCUAUAUCCCAGGCUGUAGGCGAGCAUCUGGCAUUCUGGAAUGACGCAGACCUGAUUCACUUGGAUGCGCAAGAUCUGUCAGUGCUUGUAGGCGACUACUUGGGUUUAAACUGGGCGUAUUCUCGCGGCGCGGUUUCCAUGAUGGGCUUCCGUGCUGCUGAAUUAAACGGCAAGCUUGCGAAAGAACCUGGCGAUAACUCUCGCUUGAGUGAAGAAGAUGACCAUGAUGCAGAGGCCGGCAUUAUCGGCUUGCGGGCAUCCACAGGCUCCCUUGACGAUGACCUCCAAAAGAUCAGACACGGCGAAUAUGAUUGUUUCAGUAAAUGGGAGAAUCUUAAAAUUGACAAAAUCUUGGACCAUAUCAUUCGUGCCCCGGAGCUGAAGGCCGGUUCGCAAACGCCCCAGCGACCCAUUCUUAUUCAUCUUCACGACAUUGUUGAGUUGAGCAUGACGUUGGAAGGAUCACUAUUGCUUGGCAGGCUGAGAACACUGGUCGACACUGCUUGGCAUCAGGGAAUGAAGAUUGCUAUUGUAGGAACAUCCUCAUCUGAAAAGUCUUCUGAAGAGUAUCAGAAUGCAGUCAGCCAAUUUGCAGCCACCGACUGGGUCAUUACACGACACCUUGAGGCAGAUCGAGUUGAAAGACGGACGGUGGCAAAGGCUAGUUCUGGACAGGCCCGAUUUAGCCUCCAAAAAGCAGACUACUUCACAGAAAAUAUCUGCAACAUAAAUCGCAUGCUCAGAGCAUUGAGCCCCAAUGACUCGCCAGUGGUGGUAGAACUUUCAAACGACAACGUCAUAGCGUACCUCCAUUCUGGGAAUCCCAAGUUUUCCCUUUUGCGAGAUUCCAUUCUGCCUAUUCCUGAAGUGUAUCAUCUGGCCUGCGCCUUCAGGGCGCUUGACGACCAAAAUCCAGGGACAGGCCCUAUCGGAUUCCUGGAACGAUGUGUCAUGGGCCCGCUUCGACAACAGCCUGGCCAGCGUUUCCUUGACAAAGAUGACAGCGAGAUGGACAUCGAAGCUGAUACAAACCAUCAGAGUCGCGAAGAGCCUAAGUCUGAUGGACGGAUUGGAAUGAAGCUCAAUGAGUACGAAAAGCGCAUCUCUUCUGGGCAAAUAAAUCGGGAGAAUCUUCGCACAACAUUUGAAGAUGUCCAUGCGCCGAAAGAUACUAUAUCUGCUCUCAAACUGCUCACAUCACUAGCCCUUGUACGCCCUGACGCCUUUGCUUAUGGCGUGCUUUCUCAGGAUAGGAUACCAGGUUGUUUGUUGUAUGGGCCACCUGGAACUGGUAAGACGAUGCUUGCCAAAGCUGUGGCAAAGGAGAGUGGUGCCAAUAUGCUUGAAAUUAGCGGCGCUACGAUCAAUGAUAAAUGGGUUGGAGAGAGUGAGAAAUUGAUUCGCGCGGUUUUCACUUUGGCUAAAAAGUUGGAGCCAUGCGUCGUUUUUAUUGACGAAGCCGAUUCUCUACUUGCAAAUCGCAGCAUGUUUAGCAAUAGAGCCUCGCAUCGCGAGCAUAUUAACCAGUUUUUGAAAGAGUGGGAUGGCAUGGAAGAGACAAACGCUUUUAUCAUGGUGGCGACGAAUCGACCUUUUGAUCUUGACGAUGCUGUCCUGCGGAGGUUACCUCGCAAAAUUCUCAUGGACCUGCCGCUGAAUGCCGACCGCGCAGCCAUCUUGCGUCUUCUCCUACGAGACGAGUCAUUGGACGGUUCUGUGUCACUGGACGACCUGGCGCGGAAAACUCCGUAUUAUUCGGGCUCUGAUCUUAAAAACGUUUGUGUUGCAGCUGCCAUGGCCGCGGUGGAGGAGGAGAAUGAGAUGGCCGCUAAACACGAGGGCCCUGAGCCAUACCACUACCCGGAGCGCCGUGUUUUGCGCAGGGAUCAUUUUGAAAUUGCCUUGAAGCAAAUACCUGCAAGCAUUAGCGAAGAUAUGACGUCGCUGAAGCUGAUACGCAGGUUCGAUGAGGAGUAUGGAAACGGACGAAGGCAGAAGAAGAAGGCCUCCAUGGGAUUCGGGGUCCUUGAAGACAAAGGACAUGCUAAUGGUAGUGAGGCAAGAAUUCGUUCUACAAUCUCUGCGGAAUGA